UUGUAGUGGAGAUGACGGCUAGCAAGAAGCAGCAGCGCUGGUAUUUGGGUGGGAUGGGGGCUUGUAUGGCUGUCCUCUUCACUCACCCGCUAGAUACUAUUAAAGUCCACCUCCAGACUCAACAAGGAAAAGAUCCAGUACACAGGGUGCUUGUGAAAACUCUGAAAACUAACGGGAUUAUGGGGAUAUACAGUGGUCUUUCAGCGUCAGUCCUAAGACAGGCUACUUACACCUCCGUGAGAUUUGGAGCGUAUGAAGUAGCACGUGCUCGACUAACCCCCGCCGACGGUACACCUUUACCCUUCACUACUAAGGUUAUGCUGGCUGCUGGGGGAGGAGCUAUAGGAAUUCUUGCGGGAAACCCUGCUGAUGUGGUUAACGUGAGAAUGCAGAAUGACAUGAGGUUGCCGGUUGCUAAGCGACUGGGCUACAGAAACGUAUUCCACGGACUAGCCACCAUAGUACGAUCCGAGGGAGUUCUGGCGUUGUACCGGGGUCUCCAGGCUAACAUUCCCCGCUCCAUCCUGAUAAACAUUGGUCAGGUGGCUUGCUACGACCAGGCGAAACAAGGUGUGCUCAGUUUGGGUAUUUUAGAAGAAGGUAUCCCACUUCACUUUCUAUCGAGCUUUAUCGCCGGUACCAUGGCAACCACUCUGACACAACCUGUGGAUGUUAUCAAAACCAGGCUUAUGCAGGGCACACAAUUUAACUCAAUAAAAGAGGUUAUCGUGGCAACCGCCAAAGAGGGCCCUCUUGCGUUCUAUAAAGGUUUCGUGCCCGCUUGGAUCAGACUCAGCCCUCAGACAAUUUUAACUUGGUUGUUUUUGGAACGCCUUAGAAUCAUUUUCCCUCCUAAGUAAUGCGCUAGUUAGUUGGUAUUGUGACAUGAGAAGGUUUAAAUAUUGAAGGGAAUGAACAAUGAACAAUGAACAGACACUGUUUUAAUCAAAGUUUUAAAUUUUUAUAAUCCGUUGAACGGUUCAGGAGGGGGAAGGUUACAUCCAUUUCGAGAAUUUCUUGUAGCUCGUUAAAAUUUAGUCAAAACUUCUGCAACCAUAGAGAUUUCCCUGGUUUUUUAUUGGAAACUGAUUAUUAAUUUAUAAUUAUAUAAUAAUCAUUAUAUAACAUAUAAUGAUAAUUAUAAUAUGAUAAUUAUAGUUAUGACUAAUGAGUAUGACUAUGUAUAACAUUUUAGAAAAUUAUCCAAUGAUUGAUGACGGCAUCUUUAUUACACAUUAAGCUACCAAACUUCUUAUUUUAUACACUUUUUUCAUUUUUUCGCGUCGUUAUCAAUUAUGAUUGGAUAUUAAUGAUGUUUUAAGUUAUUGCAGGUUGAUUAAAUAUGUUAAAUGUUUUGAAUUUCUCCACUAUGAUAUGACUGUAUGUACAUUUUAAUUCGUUAAACGAUUAAUUUAAGAA
This is a messenger RNA of Bolinopsis microptera, 1419 nucleotides long. RefSeq names its product mitochondrial dicarboxylate carrier-like. Gene Ontology annotation, biological process: thiosulfate transport; phosphate ion transmembrane transport; succinate transmembrane transport. The record is from RefSeq and is a predicted model, not a curated record. Gene Ontology annotation, molecular function: sulfate transmembrane transporter activity; oxaloacetate transmembrane transporter activity; succinate transmembrane transporter activity. The coding region runs from base 12 to 860 and encodes 282 amino acids. NCBI's taxonomy places the organism in Eukaryota, Metazoa, Ctenophora, Tentaculata, Lobata, Bolinopsidae. The transcript is spliced from 5 exons.